Messenger RNA from Prunus armeniaca (apricot), 498 nucleotides. Lineage: Eukaryota; Viridiplantae; Streptophyta; Magnoliopsida; Rosales; Rosaceae. The record is from the annotation of a GenBank genome assembly.
AUGAUGCAGUGGCAAGUCAACAGGCUGUUUAGAAAGGACCGUGAGGCUGUUAUUGCCAAAAUUCCAAACCUAGAUGUUGUGGUCCAGCAGCUAGACCUCCCUUUUGGACCUCCACCAAGAUUGGUAUGUCGUCUCAUUGCACAGAUAGCUAGAGUGCCAAGACAAGGAGAAAUCCAGGAUGGACAAAGAGAAGGAGCCUUCCCCGUCCAAGAACACGAAGCCCGAGUUCCUCCAGAAUGCCCUGCACCAAUUCAGCCAGUAUCACUUCUGCCUGAGCAACCAGUCGUGUUGUCCUACAGUCCUAGAAGGAUGGACCCCAAUCCAUUUCCUCCACUAGCAAGAGGCAGGAGAGGCAGAGGGGGAAUCAACCCUUUUGCCAAUAAUGAUAGGAACAGGCAGGGGGCAAAUUGGGGAAAUCAUCCAGAUUUCGAAGGAGAAGAGGAACAUAGGGAGGAAGUCAUACACAGACCAUACAGAAUAGGACAGAGGGAUGAAUGA